AUGGUUGGUCAAAUGAAGUUGAUGAUUGCAGAGGAACAAAAGUUCCAAGGGAAAGCAUUGUCGCUAUCCCAUACGAAGACCGCAAUCACUACGAUAAAAGAGAAAUUCACUGAACAGCAGCUGCAAAUGUUUGAACAGAGUUGUUUUGGUCAUCUCCUAUGGAUUGAGGACCUCAAGUGGACUUCUCUAAUUGUCCACGGCUUGCUGCUCAGGAAAGCUGAUCCCAAGACAGUUUCCCAACUGAACGAGAUCAAAUUCAUUGUUGGCAAUAAGGUCAUACAAUUCACGGCGCAGCAAUUUUGCAUCGUGACAGGGCUAAGAAAAGGCCUUCCUCGAAUGCGAUGUGUGGACGAUGUAUUGAAGCUUGGAUUCGUAUACUUUGCUGUGUUUGUGCUGUUGGGCAGUGAAAAACAUGUCCACAUUGACAUGCGAUAUUUGAAGUUGGCGGAAGACCUUGAAGACUUUGGGAAGUAUUCAUGGGGUGUUGUGUGUUAUGCGAAGACAAAUGCGUCACUGCUGAGGGCACUUUGUGCAAAUUACAAGAGAGUGAAAGUGCCCACAAAAACUGCAAAAACAAAAAAAUUUGGAAAGAAACCAACAACAACGGCAACUGGUAGACCAAGAGAGUACCAUCUCAAAGGUUUUGCCUAUGCACUUCAGAUUUAG
Prunus persica (peach) is the source of this 666-nucleotide messenger RNA. RefSeq lists its product as uncharacterized. The transcript has 3 exons. Bases 1 to 666 code for a protein of 221 amino acids. NCBI's taxonomy places the organism in Eukaryota, Viridiplantae, Streptophyta, Magnoliopsida, Rosales, Rosaceae. The record is from RefSeq and is a predicted model, not a curated record.